This is a messenger RNA of Rhododendron vialii, 1823 nucleotides long. Its product is annotated as pentatricopeptide repeat-containing protein At4g21065-like. The coding region runs from base 1 to 1545 and encodes 514 amino acids. Gene Ontology annotation, molecular function: protein binding; RNA binding. The transcript has a single exon. The record is from RefSeq and is a predicted model, not a curated record. Gene Ontology annotation, biological process: RNA modification. NCBI's taxonomy places the organism in Eukaryota, Viridiplantae, Streptophyta, Magnoliopsida, Ericales, Ericaceae.
AUGAGCAGCAACUGCCUCAACAUCCUGAAAUCACAACUAAAAGGAGUACUCCUAUCACUUUGUUUCUUCACCAAAACCAAACUGUCCCUUUUCCCAUACCCUCACGCAAAGCUCAGAGUUUCAUCUUUCUCAUCAACCAUAACUGCAAAAACUGCAAACCUAAAUGGCAAUCUCUCUCCAAAAGAGCAAGCUUUCCUCUCACUCUUCAAGAAUUGUUCCACCAUGAAACAUGUAAACCAAAUCCAUGCCCGCCUUGUCCACACAGGCCUUGAUCAGAACCUGUAUCUUGUUGGCAAGAUCAUUGUGUUUUGCGCCGUUUCGGACCGUGGUUCAAUGGAUUAUGCAGUUUCUGUUUUUGAAAACAUUGAGAACCCAGAUGGGUUUCUUUGGAACACCAUGAUUAGGGGGUUCGGAAGGACGAGUCGAGUCGGUGAAGUUUUCGAUUACUACAAGAGAAUGCAAGAAAAGGGAGAAGUAGCAAACAAUUUCACACUCUCUUUUUUGCUAAAAGUGAAUGGGCAACUGGGAUCAGCUAUGUUGGGAAAGCAAUUGCAUUGUUGUACUUUGAAACUUGGCCUCGAAACCCACGUGUUUGUGAGGAACACUAUCAUUCACAUGUACGGUUUGUUGAGGGACAUUGAAACUGCCUGCCAACUGUUUGAAGAAAUACCUAGACCGGAUUUGGUAGCUUGGAAUACCAUCAUUGAUUGCCAUGUCCAUUGUGGAAAACAUAAACAAGCACUUGAGCUGUUUUCAAGAAUGUUGAGAAGCAAUAUAAAGCCGGAUGAGGCGACGUUGGUUGUGACCCUUGCAGCAUGCUCUGCGUUGGGUGCAUUGGAGUUUGGGAGGUGGAUUCACUCAAUUAUUGGCCAAGCUACUCUUUUCGACGGCGUUUCAGUAUGUAAUGCUUUGAUUGACAUGUAUGCAAAGUGUGGAGCAGUUGAAGAAGCGUACAGCGAAUUCAAUGGGAUGAGUAAGAGGAACAUAGUAUCGUGGAAUUCCAUGAUUUUGGGGUUAGCAAUUCACGGACAUGUUAAUGAAGCAUUGGUGCUUUUCUCGGAACUGUUAGAAGAUAAGCUUGAGAUACCAAAUGGUAUUACUUUCUUAGGCGUUCUAUGUGCUUGUAGCCACGGAGGGAUGGUUGACGAAGGAAGAAGGUACUUCGACUGUAUGAGGAAAGAAUACCAUAUCCAGCCAACAAUAAAGCAUUAUGGAUGCAUGGUGGAUAUUUUGGGCCGAGCUGGGUUAGUGGAGGAGGCUUAUGAGUUGACAAGGGGCAUGCCAAUGGAAUGCAAUGCAAUUGUUUGGAGGACUUUGUUAGCUUGUUGCCGGUUGCACGGUAACGUUGAACUAGGGGAGAAAGUAAGGAGGCACCUUAUGAAUUUGGAACCAGACCAUAGUAGUGAUUAUGUUCUUUUAGCAAACACGUAUGCGAGCAUGGGUCAGUGGGAUGACAUGGCUAGAGUGAGAAAAUCAAUGAGAGAAAAGGGAGUACAAAAGCUGAAACCUGGGAAUAGCCUCGUUGGUGUGUGUAUCCCAAGUUGACAGAGACAGCCGGGGCUUUGGUAGAGACUAGAGAGAAAAGUUUACUGUUCAGAUGGAGCCGUGAAACCUUUGUAGGAUGAUUUGCAAUGUAUCAAGUAUUUUAGAAUACAUGGAUUCAUGAGCUCUGGCAAGAAGAUAGGUGAACAUUCAACCAUAUAGUUAUGACAAACGGGUCACAGUAUGAAAAGGUACAUGCCAAUGUCUUUUCUCAAUAUUGUUUUGUAAAAGCCUUAACUGAAGUUCAGAUCACUUAACAUGAACAAGAUCAAAUUAUGAGA